Messenger RNA from Triticum turgidum subsp. durum (durum wheat), 1134 nucleotides. Lineage: Eukaryota; Viridiplantae; Streptophyta; Magnoliopsida; Poales; Poaceae. The record is from the annotation of a GenBank genome assembly.
AUGCACCGUGCACCUACCGCAGGGCAGCUGGCAGCCUGGCACGCACCCAAUACGACCCGAAACAAAAUGUUCGUGCGGUCGUGCUCCCUUUCUUCUUGGUCGGCGGCGGGAGCAGCAGCAGUAGCCGCGCGCGCCCCCGCGAAUCCUCCUCCUCUCCCCUCCUCCCCGGCCACGCCGCCGCCCAAGCCCGGGUCCAGGUCCAUGGCCUCCUCCGGCGCCGGCGCCGGAGCCGGCCGCGUCCGCCUCGCGGUCGUCGGCGAUGUGCCAGAUCUGGUGCUUUUCACAGGUGAUUAUGGCAACGAGAAUGUUCAACUUGUCAAAAGCAUUUCAGAUCUUCAGUUUCCGAAGGCGGCAAUUCUUGGUAAUCAUGAUUGCUGGCGCACACAUCAAUUUUCAGAGAAGAAGGUAGAUCGUGUCCGUCUUCAGCUUGAAAGCCUUGGUCAGCAGCAUGUUGGAUAUCAAUGUUUGGAUUUUCCAACAAUAAAGCUGAGUGUUGUUGGUGGGCGACCAUUUUCUUGUGGGGGUGACAGGUUAUUUAGACCAAAGCUUCUGUCACAACGGUAUGGUGUCGAUGAUAUGGCAGGAAGUGCGAGGAAGAUAUACGAUGCUGCUACGGCUGCACCAGAGGAGCAUUCUGUGAUACUACUUGCACAUAAUGGACCAACAGGUCUAGGUUCAAGGAUCGAUGAUAUCUGCGGGCGGGAUUGGGUAGCUGGCGGUGGCGAUCAUGGCGAUCCAGAUCUGGAACAAGCGAUAUCCGACCUGCAAAGGGAGACCAGGGUUUCGAUCCCGCUGGUCGUGUUCGGGCACAUGCACAAGAGCCUAGCCUACGGGGUAGGACUCCGAAAGAUGAUCGCCUUCGGAGCCAACAACCAGACCAUAUAUCUGAACGGAGCGGUCGUGCCUAGGGUGAAUCCUGCAGAAGCAAUGAGCCCCUCCAUGAUCUCCACCGGCGAAAGAGAUGAGCUCCAAGAAUCGGGAUCCGUGGGGCCCACCUCACGUGCGUUCACCACUGUCGACCUCUUCGACGGCACCGUCGAGAAGAUCUCUGAGGUCUGGGUUCUGGUGAGCGGGGCCCAGGCUGAGCUCGAGGAGGAGACUGUCCUGUACAAGCGUCCUCGUGAGCAUAUGUGA